AUGUGCGGUGAACAGAUUCGAAAAGAAAAGCCCAGCAUAUUUCCACCGGAAUCGCGGAAGAGGGUCUCUGAAACGGCGUCAACAAGAAUGUUCCAGCAAAGCCAUUGUCUUCUGGCUGCCUCGACCUUUGAAUCCUUUCACCAGACAGCCUCAUUCAAAAUGGAAGUGAGUUCAACAAUGACACGCGUUGUGUUCGGUUCAAUUUCGAGUGAAUGUGACAUGUGGUGGUAUUUCCCACCAGCCGACGACGGCAGAUUCGUUUUGGCCAAGCGUCGAUUCGCUUUACGCAUGCACGAAAACGGAGGUGAUGGCUCAAAAUAA
Protopolystoma xenopodis is the source of this 321-nucleotide messenger RNA. The record is from the annotation of a GenBank genome assembly. NCBI's taxonomy places the organism in Eukaryota, Metazoa, Platyhelminthes, Monogenea, Polystomatidea, Polystomatidae.